CGAAGGUAUAAAAGCUUGGACAACUGUUUGUUGGCAUUCAGUGAAUUAUUUACGCCGGUAAUUUUCCAUUGCAAUUCAGGAUAUUAUAAUUUGAUACCAAAUCAUUAAAAACCAUAAUGUCGGUUCCUGAUGUAGUUCUGAAUAAUGGAUUAAAGAUUCCCAUCCUUGGCCUAGGGACAUGGGGCAGUCCUAAGGGAGAAACUGAGCAAGCCGUUAAAGAUGCUAUCGAUGUUGGUUAUCGUCACAUCGAUUGYGCACAUGUGUAUCAAAAUGAGGAUGAAGUCGGAGCCGGAAUUGAAGCUAAAAUAGCUGAAGGUGUUGUGAAGCGUGAGGAAUUGUUUAUAACCAGCAAAUUAUGGAAUACCUUCCAUAGUCCUGAAUUAGUGCGCGGAGCCUUAGAAACUACUUUAAAGAAUUUGCGCUUAGAUUACCUUGACUUGUACUUGAUUCAUUGGCCAAUGGGCUUUAAAGAGGGCGGAGCAUUGUUUCCAAAUGAUGAUCUUGGCAAAAUGCAAUAUUCGGAUGUCGAUUAUGUAGACACAUGGAAGGCAAUGGAAAAACUUGUAGAAGCUGGUCUUGUUAAGUCCAUUGGUGUGUCUAAUUUCAACAAACGUCAAAUUGAACGUGUGCUCGAAGUUGCAACUAUUGUUCCCGUUACAAACCAAAUUGAAUGCCACCCUUAUUUAACUCAAGAAAAGCUGAUUGAAUUUUGUAAAUCAAAAAACAUUACUAUAACUGCAUACAGUCCUCUGGGUUCACCUAGCAGGCCAUGGGCGAAACCAGAAGAUCCCGUUUUGUUAGAGGACGCUAAAAUUGUGGGUAUCGCUAAAAAGUAUGGCAAAACCCCGGCGCAAAUUCUCAUUCGCUACCAAUUGCAACGUGGAAACAUUGUAAUCCCAAAGUCUGUAACUAAAAGUCGUAUUGCAUCUAACUUCGAUGUGUUCAAUUUUGAAUUAAACACAGAAGAUAUUUCCACAAUUAGUAGCUUUAAUUGCAACGGACGUUUCGUACCUAUGGAUAACCAUCGAUCACAUAAGUACUAUCCAUUUAAUGAUGAGUUCUAGUGAAUGGUCCWUUGGUUGUAUUACUGUAAUUAUUCAUACAUACAUAAAUUCAUAUUUUUAUAUAAAUGUAUCUAAUGAUGGUAUAUUAAAUAAAUCAACAUAAAUGAAUUAGAAUAAUGAGA
Messenger RNA from Bactrocera latifrons, 1186 nucleotides. Its product is annotated as aldose reductase-like. Gene Ontology annotation, molecular function: aldose reductase (NADPH) activity. The coding region runs from base 117 to 1064 and encodes 315 amino acids. Lineage: Eukaryota; Metazoa; Arthropoda; Insecta; Diptera; Tephritidae. The record is from RefSeq and is a predicted model, not a curated record. The transcript has 6 exons. Gene Ontology annotation, cellular component: cytosol.